AUGGGGACGUGCAGGCCACCGGCAACAGGUCCUACUUGCACCGCACCACCAAAGCCGCGGACUGGCAGAUCGCCCUCUUCGGGGGUCUCCGCUUUAAGGAGUCCCACGACCAGAAGCGGCACACCUGCAUGGUGCUGGACAACUGGCUCCAGGUGGGGGCGCGGCUGGGGACGACCAACGCGCUGCUGCUGCAGCUCCGGGAGCUCCUGGAGCUGGCGCUCGCCUGGAAGGCGCUGGACGCACUGGAGGGCGGUGCUGUGGAGGAGAGGCUUCGUCAUCACGCAGGAGGCUGACGAGGUGGUGGCGAGCUGCCGCGCCUGGGUGGAGCUCCUGGCCUCCUCAGAGGAAGCCGUGGACGUAGAGGAAGAUGUGGAGGACGUGGAAGAUGUGGAAGACGUGGAGGAAGAUCAGGACGCUGCCGAAGCCCUUGAAGAUGACGACGAUGACGGAGAGGGCGGGGAUGAUGAGGAUUUGCGUCAGGAGGGGGACUUGGCCAAGCUGACCAUGGCGGAGCUCAAGGAGAUGCUCCGCACCCAGGGCCUCAAGGUGAGCGGCCGCAAGCAGGAGCUUCUGGACCGGCUCGAAAAAGGUGACACGGUGCAGUUCACCGUGGACUUCACCGGGGGCCGGGCCUCCGCGGGGUCCGUGGAGCUCAUGGCGAGGAAGGGCUCCGGCUACGCCAAGGCGCUGCCCUCCCGGGCGCCUCGGGCGGGGAGAGGUGACGGGAGCGGAGACGGGAGCGGAGGGAGCGACGGAGACCUGGGAGCCGACUCCGGAGGAAGGAAGAAGCGCACCGAUGUACAGCCCCUACUGAGACGGUGCGCGGCUCGUGCGCGGCUCGCGGCGGAAAGCAGGAAAGCGAUGCCGCGAGAAUGUUGGAGAAUGGAGGAUGACUUCACCGCCAAGUGCAGGAUGGAGCUGGCACACUCUUUGGCAGACACAGUCAUGGACAAGUGCGCGUGUCUCGACGAAGCUGUCACCUUCCUCAUACGCAGCAGCAAGGUGAACGGGCACGUGCGCUUUCCGAUGUCGAAAGAAGAGACGGGCGACGAAUGGCAUGCUCAGAACAUAUUGAGCUUGACCGUCUUCGGCUGCGCAGCCCAUGCCUCAGGCUGGCGAAACUUUGUCUUGCUUUGCGAAGUCUUGGACCACGACUCGCAGAUGUCCUUUUUUUGA
Messenger RNA from Effrenium voratum, 1176 nucleotides. NCBI's taxonomy places the organism in Eukaryota, Dinophyceae, Suessiales, Symbiodiniaceae. The record is from the annotation of a GenBank genome assembly.